This is a messenger RNA of Micropterus dolomieu (smallmouth bass), 347 nucleotides long. RefSeq lists its product as uncharacterized. The coding region runs from base 18 to 347 and encodes 109 amino acids. The record is from RefSeq and is a predicted model, not a curated record. Lineage: Eukaryota; Metazoa; Chordata; Actinopteri; Centrarchiformes; Centrarchidae. The transcript is spliced from 5 exons.
UUCACUCUGACCAAGAAAUGGAUAACUGGAAGAUCCAGCUUGUUGUUGUGACAUUUUGUGCUUUGGUGCAAACCUAUGAGGCACUGUCUUCCAGUGUGGAAGAGGAGAGAGGGUUAUCUAAAGACUGGCAGGAUGAGUCAGUGGAGGCAGAUCUGACACAUCCGCUGGCCAGUCUGAUUAAAAGAUCUAAAGCGCUUCGUUUCUAUGGACUCAUGGGGAAACGCUCAGAAAAAAAGAAACCCUUUCAAGUAAACAGACGAAAUAAAGGAGAGGUGUUUGUGGGCCUGAUGGGAAGAAGCAUUUCCAGCGGUGGUUCAUCAGUGGAAUGGGUCCAAAUCCUGUAUUGA